GAGAGAGAGGGGGGGGGGGGAGAGAGAGCAAGCGAGAGAGAGAGAGAACCGGGCCGGAGUGGAGGCGAGGAAGCCGGUAAUCCGAACCAUGGUGAUGUGAACAGCCGGAACCUCAUCUCUUAUCGGACAGUUGUGUUAAGAAGCAGAGUUAGGAUGCCAUCUACUGUAUGAAGUCAAACUUAAGGCCCGGGCGCCGGAUCGAUACCAUGCCACAUCCUGACUUGAAGAAGGGUUAGAGAUCGUGUGUGCAGUCAUGGGGAAGGACUACUACAAGACCCUGGGCAUCCCCAAAGGCUCCAACGAGGAGGAGAUUAAGAAGGCCUAUCGACGCAUGGCGCUGCGCUUCCACCCUGAUAAGAACACAGAAGCUAACGCGGAGGAGAAGUUCAAGGAGAUCGCAGAGGCCUACGAAGUGCUCAGCGACCCUAAGAAGAGGCUGGUCUAUGAUCAGCUGGGGGAGGAAGGUUUAAAGACAGGAGGCAGCAGUUCUUCAGGUGUUCCUGGUACCUCAACACACCACUACACCUUCCAUGGAGACCCCCACGCCACCUUUGCCUCCUUCUUCGGGGGCUCCAACCCCUUCGACAUGUUUUUUGGCGCAAACCGCAGCCACGGUCGCGGUAACGGCUUCUCUUUCCACAAUGACCACAGUAAUGACACAGAGCAGGACGUGGACAUGGAGGACGAUGAGGCCUUUCCUCAUUUUGGGAGGCAUUUCGCCUUUUCCGGAGGGUUGAACAACGGAUUCCCAGCGGAAGGCCGCAGAAGGAGGGGUGGACCCUCAGAGCGCCAGGGGGCAGCUCGAAAGCAACAGGACCCCCCUGUGGUUCAUGAGUUGAUGAUUUCGCUGGAAGAGAUCUUCCACGGCUGCACCAAACGCAUGAAGAUCACCCGCCGCAGGCUGAAUUCAGAUGGAAGGAGCAUGAGAACCGAGGACAAGAUACUCAAUAUUGUGAUCAAGAAGGGCUGGAAGGAGGGGACCAAGAUCACCUUCCCAAAGGAAGGAGACCAAACCCCUGAGAAUAUCCCUGCUGACAUUGCAUUUGUGCUGAAAGACAAGGGACAUGCCCACUUCAAGAGAGACGGUUCCAAUAUUAUUUACAACUGCAAGAUUAGUCUCAAAGAGGCAUUGUGUGGUUGCACACUGAGCAUCCCCACGUUGGAAAAGCACAUCAUCUCCCUGCCAUGCCAUGACAUCAUCAAACCCGGAACGAUGAAGCGAAUUAGAGGUGAAGGCCUUCCUUUCCCAAAGAACCCUUCACAGCGUGGGGACCUCAUCGUGGAGUUUUCAGUCCGUUUUCCCGACAGGAUCCCGCCUCAGUCCAGAGAAAUUAUCAGACUCCACCUGCCUCCAUCAUAAGAAGAAUCAGAGAAAAAGAUGGUGACUGAAACAUCCUCUAAAUUGUGAAGAAGACCCUCAUGAGUCGCGUUAGUGCACUCAGCAUUUAACAAGUACUCUGGUGGGAGUACAUCCGCACAACGUAUUGAAAAUCCUGCCUUUACAAAGACAAUAAUGCUUGAUCAGUUAUUUCAUUUUAUGAGUAAGCUGUAGAGAGGGAAGUACGGGCGUCCCUGCUUAGGCUGCUGCCCCCGCCACCAGACCUCAGAUAAGCGGAAGAACAUGGAUGAAUUUUAUGAGUGUACUACAUUUUAUUGACAUGUUAUUUUAAUAUGUUGGCUGAAAAAUAUGUAUCGACCAAAUGUCCUCAAAUAGUGACCUCCACUUAGUAAUAAUAGAGGCAAUGCCUCAAUUAAUUGCCAAUUGCGGGGCCAAAAACGCCUCAUCUCAAAUAAAUGCUCAUUUUUUACCCUCAAGAAAUAAAAUAACAGGUGGUUCUAUUUAAAUUAACUCUUAUUUAACUAUUUCUAUGUGUAUUAAGUAACCAUUUAUACAAUACAGUUGAAUUAAGUAUUGGGAAAUAAUAACAAUAUGCUGUACCAUUAUAAUUUAUACAAGUAUUUAUUACAGUACAUGUGUAUGCAUUUUAUUAUAUUUAGAGUUUUUGUUAUUUAAAUUAAGUACAACAUUAUGCUCUUGUGUAAAUCAAACAAAGGCCUCCUAAAUGCCGUACCUCUAAAAAUAAUGCCUGGCAGUAAAUGGCAGCAGCCCAUUAUGCGAGGGAAUAUGAUAUAGGAGAAAAUACUGGAUUUGGAAUAGUUGUUUUUUAGGUGACUUUUAUUAGAUUUUUGUCUUUUACCCCAAAUCUUGUCUUUUAAUGAUUGUGUCAGCAGUUUUCCAUGCCCCCAACUGUGCGUCUGUGUCUCGUUCUACACAAACAUUUCCCAACAGCACCUUCUACCUGGACUAUACCAGCAUCCUCAAUGUGUCCAGCACACAGACCACACUUUCUUUCAGUUUAGUGCGGUGUUGUACUGCAGUACUUUUGUCUGUUUGUCACUUAUCGGUUUGCUGUGUGCUGCAGUGCCACAUCACUCUUUAAGAUGAUGAAAUGCUCUUUCCAAAUGACAAUCACUCUCAAACACAAUGAUAAGCUCAGAAUCUGCACAGAAAAUCGGUGCUGUCUUGUUUGGAAGUCGUCAGGCUCCACACCACCACACAGCCAGGCUUGCUAUGUAUGUGCCUUAACCCGGUGUCAUACCACACACACACACACACACACACACAGGUAACACUGUAACACACAAGCAGCCAUGUUAAAUGCACACCAGAUAAGCAGCCAUCAUAUUGUACUGUAUUCCAAUAAAACCUUUCAGCAUCUUGCUACCCAGGAUAAGUUGGACAUCCCAGAAGAAUUGAAGCAGGAUUUAAAGAUGUAGUAAAAUGAACAAUCCACACUUGUAGUUCCUCUGGGGAAAGCCAUGUUAUUUUCUUCUGCUUUCUUUCGCAUCGUUUGAAGGCCAUGUCUUGGUGCUACUGUGAACAGUGCCAUUUAUACAUAUUUAAAAUGUGCUUCUGCCAUAUGUAACAUGUGUACAUUGUUACUUGAAAUUUGUUUUUGAAAGUAGAAGCCCUUGUAGGAUUUGGAACUGUGCGUCUGCUGUCAGGGAGCGAUGUUAAGCCUCCUUGACUCUUUCUACUGUACUCUUGUAAACAACAAAAGAUCACACUCAUUAGACAUAACAUUAGGUACACCCGCAGAGUCUAACGAGACAUGUUUGACAAAUUCUGCCUGAAAGCUUUACAUUAAGUUGUGCGGGUGUGCCUAAUGAAGUGUAUACCAUGUACAAUCAAUAGUAAUAAACGGGGGUGUCAUGAGACACUCAGUUCAUAAGAUGAGACUUUAACAUUAUGUGAACUCUCUUGCUGCCUGUUUGGAGGCAGGGGGAGGGGGGCAAUAUAUUGAAUUAUGUAUUUAUUAGUGUUCAUUUCAAUUUAUUGUGUGAUAAUUUAUGACCAAAAGCCCUUUUUUUCAGAACUAGAAAUAUUGUCACGUUUUAAUCUCAUGAGACCUUGUGACACCCCCAGUAGUACCAGUAAAUACAUGCGGGAUAGUGAGUGUGUGUGUGAUCCUAACACACACUGCUGGACUCACCGCUUGUGUGCCAAUAUUCAAUGUUUUCAAAUGCCAACAAA
Doryrhamphus excisus (bluestripe pipefish) is the source of this 3535-nucleotide messenger RNA. Lineage: Eukaryota; Metazoa; Chordata; Actinopteri; Syngnathiformes; Syngnathidae. The record is from RefSeq and is a predicted model, not a curated record.